AUCCCACUAUAGCCUAGCCGCAACGCAAUCACAAGAAAGAAAGAAAGAAAGAAAGAAGUAAUGGAGGAGGACGUGGGAGCGGUGUUCCGGAGGAAGCACAAGAUGGAGGAUGAGGACCAAGACAUCGUCACCUUCAUCCGCCAAGCCAUCUCCGUCGCUUCCGUCGUCGCCCCCGACCAGCUCAAGAACCAGAGGACCCACAUCCUCAAACUCCUCUUCAACGAGGAUCAUCAUCCUCAAACGCCGGCGCCGACCGAUACCAAGAAGAAGAACAUCAACAGCAAACCCCCCGCCGCAGAUGUUUCUUGUUCUAGAAAGAUAAAGAUCAAGAUUGUCAACAACAAGAAACCCCAUCAUGAUCAAUUGGCCGCCGCCGCGGCUAAUAAUUCUGCCCCCGCCCCCGCCGCCCCUAAUAAUCAUACUCCGAUUCAAGAAGCUGCUGUUGGGUCGUCCUUCAAGAAAGCCGCCGCCGCCGCGGAGAACAAGAAGCUGCUGGAAGCCGCCAAGAGGAACCUGAGCCAGCGCUACGCGGAAGUUGCGGAAAACAAGGCCAAGAGAAAGAUCCAGUGCAUCGGCGUUUCUGAAACCAUGAUGCUCCUCUCCCGCGACCGAACCACUGCUGCGGCCCCAAACCCUAAGAGGAGGAUCGGAGGACGAUGGUGAAGACCACGAUGAUGAUCCAACA
Molecule: messenger RNA, 685 nt
Organism: Cuscuta campestris
Lineage: Eukaryota; Viridiplantae; Streptophyta; Magnoliopsida; Solanales; Convolvulaceae
Source: the annotation of a GenBank genome assembly